This is a messenger RNA of Hyphopichia burtonii NRRL Y-1933, 1594 nucleotides long. RefSeq names its product adenylosuccinase (gene ADE13). Gene Ontology annotation, cellular component: cytosol. The record is from RefSeq and is a predicted model, not a curated record. Gene Ontology annotation, biological process: 'de novo' AMP biosynthetic process. Lineage: Eukaryota; Fungi; Ascomycota; Pichiomycetes; Serinales; Debaryomycetaceae. The transcript has a single exon. Gene Ontology annotation, molecular function: (S)-2-(5-amino-1-(5-phospho-D-ribosyl)imidazole-4-carboxamido) succinate lyase (fumarate-forming) activity; N6-(1,2-dicarboxyethyl)AMP AMP-lyase (fumarate-forming) activity. Bases 134 to 1582 code for a protein of 482 amino acids.
GUCAAAAUAUCAGGAAAUGAGCAUGGGCUGCCCCCAGAAUUGGGAGAUUUUGAAAUUGAAUAUAUAAAUAACGUUGAAUUUUCAGUUUUUCGGAGUUGAUUUCUCUUAAGUAAGUGUAAAUAUAGUAAUCAAGAUGUCUGCUAAUGAUAAAUACUCUACCCCAUUAUCUUCAAGAUAUGCAUCUGAAGAAAUGUCAAAAAUUUUUUCAUUAAGAAAUAGAUUUUCAACUUGGAGAAAAUUAUGGUAUAAUUUAGCAAUUGCUGAAAAAGAAGUUGGUUUAAAUGUUAUCAGUGAUUCAGCAAUUGAACAAAUGAAAAAUCAUUUGGAAAUUACUGAUGAAGAAAUUGCUGCUGCUACCAAAGAAGAAGCUAUAGUUAGACAUGAUGUUAUGGCACAUGUUCAUACUUUUGGUAAAACUUGUCCAGAUGCUGCUGGUAUUAUUCAUUUAGGUGCGACUUCAUGUUUCGUUACUGAUAAUGCAGAUUUGAUUUUCUUAAGAGAUGCUUAUGAUGUUAUUAUUCCAAAAUUAGUUAACGUUAUUGAUAGAUUAUCAAAAUUCGCUUUAGAAUAUAAAGAUUUACCAGUUUUAGGUUGGACUCAUUUUCAACCAGCUCAAUUAACUACCGUUGGUAAAAGAGCUACUUUAUGGAUUCAAGAAUUAUUAUGGGAUUUAAGAAAUAUGGUUAGGGCUAGAAAUGAUAUUGGCUUAAGAGGGGUUAAAGGUACUACUGGUACUCAAGCUUCUUUCUUAUCUUUAUUCCAUGGUGAUCACGAUAAAGUUGAAUUAUUAGAUGAAACCGUAGUUAAAUUAUUAGGAUUUGAACACGUUUAUCCAGUUACCGGUCAAACUUAUUCAAGAAAAAUUGAUAUUGAUGUUUUAAGUCCUUUAGCAUCAUUAGGUGCUACUUGUCAUAAAUUUGCUACUGAUAUUAGAUUAUUAGCUAAUUUAAAGGAAAUCGAAGAACCUUUUGAAAAAUCUCAAAUUGGUUCAUCUGCCAUGGCUUAUAAAAGAAAUCCAAUGAGAUGUGAAAGAGUUUGUUCUUUAUCAAGACAUUUGGGUGGUUUAUUAAACGAUGCUAUUCAAACUGCCUCAGUUCAAUGGUUUGAAAGAACUUUAGAUGAUUCUGCAAUUAGAAGAAUUUCAAUUCCUUCUGCCUUUUUAACUGCUGACAUUUUAUUAUCAACUUUAACUAAUAUUACUAGUGGAUUAGUUGUUUAUCCAAAAGUUAUUGAAAGAAGAAUUAUGUCUGAAUUACCAUUUAUGGCUACUGAAAAUAUCAUUAUGGCAAUGGUUGAAAAAGGUGCUUCAAGACAAGAUUGCCACGAAGAAAUUAGAGUUUUAUCUCAUCAAGCAAGUGCAGUUGUUAAACAAGAAGGUGGUGACAAUGAUUUAAUUGAAAGAGUUAGAAAUACUAAAUAUUUUGAGCCAAUUUGGAAUGAUUUGGAUAAAUUAUUAGAUCCUUCUACUUUUGUUGGUAGAGCUCCACAACAAACUGAAAAAUUUGUUCAAAAUGAUGUUGCUAAAGCUUUAGAACCAUUUAAAAAUCAAAUCCAUAAUGAAUCUGUUUCAUUAAAUGUUUAAAAUAUGUAUAAA